AAAUAUUUUGUAGUCUUUUCGCCCUUGUAUUCCCCCACAUAGAAUUUCAAGCUUACUGUCUUUGUUCUCGUUGAUUACAAUGUGGCUUUCAUUCGGUUUAGGUUUUUCAUUUGACUCGAACGUACAUAGRCAGUUCGCAUCUCUUGUGCCUUGGUUAGUGAUUGUCUCGGCCAAGCAAUCCGAGAAUAAAAGGACAUGGAACAAAUCGAAGAUCAUACGCAAGUAACCGAAAUUGAAAACGGCAAUGCAAUAAGCCAGAGUCAAGGAAAUGCUGCUAUUCAGCAAAACUCUUCGCAAGGGAUGCAAGGACAAUCAGUUAUACAACAGAAUCAGCAAUCAGUCAUUCAAAGUCCUCAAUCUGUGCAUGGUAUUCCAUCAACAAUUCAGGCCCAACUACAGAUGAACCCACAAGGUGUCCCUGAAUCAGAGGAAGCGUCGAUGGACGAUGAUAGUAAGAAGCGAAGAGAUAUUCUCUCAAGAAGGCCAUCUUACAGAAAAAUUUUUAACGACCUUUCAAAUUCAGAUAGCCCAAAUAAAAUCGAGACAAUCCAAGAAGAURGCUUGGAAGGUUCUGAUCAAAGUAUAUCUACGACAGCGAUCAGUUACCAACAGGGUUCUCAAACUGUGACAAUCCCUGGAACAAUUCAGAUUGUUACAAGUGGUGGUGAAGCCGUUCAAGGUCUCCAGGCUAUGCCCAUUUCAAGUGCUACAGGACAAGCAACAGUUGUACAAUAUCAGUCUCAGCAGGACGGCCAGCAAUACAUUUACACAGCAACUCCAGGAGAGGUACAGGUUCAAGUAAGCAAUACUGGUGCUACUAUGUAUACAAUACCAGCUGGUCAACAACAAUAUAUUAGAGCAGGCCAGAUUCAACCGGGUUUAGUACUCAAUCAAAGUGGAAURUCUCCAAAUAACCAACAGGUUGUAGCAGAGGAGGCUACCAGAAAAAGAGAAACGCGACUUAUGAAAAACAGGGAAGCUGCAAAAGAAUGCAGGAGAAAGAAAAAAGAAUAUGUGAAAUGUCUGGAAAACAGGGUAGCUGUCCUCGAAAACCAGAAUAAGACUUUGAUAGAAGAACUCAAAGCUCUCAAGGAUCUUUAUUGUCAUAAGUCAGAAUAGCAUGAAAUUAGAUUGUUUKGCUAAAUUAAUGUCGCACAGGGUCACUCUUGUUUUAUAUAAGUUUCACUAUUUAUAAAGGCUUUGUUUCAGCGGAGCAGCAAUCCAUAGUCUUUAAGACAUAUAUUGCCUAAAGUUUUUACUUGUAUUCUAUGAUGAUUUUGGAACUUUUAUGUUUUCUAACAAAAGAUUUGAACAACAGCUAACUAGUAUAUAUAUAACCAUGCAUAWAUUUUGUACAUAUUAAAUUGCAAAGUGAAAUAUUAUUGUUUUUCGCUUGAGUAUCAAGUAGCCAAAUAUUAACUCUUUGUUUUACUGAUACAAGGUCUACUUAAAUGCAAAUAGUAUAGUUUAAGUAAAAAAAAAAAAAAUGCUCCACAGAUUUUAGAGUUAUGGGGUAAAAAUGUGAUUUUGUUUAAUCAAAAUAACAGUUCAUUAUUAUGGAAAGUCCAGUCUUUGGYCUGAUUUGAUCCUAAGUUUGAUCUUUGUAUGCAUUUUUAUGUUUACUGUAGCACACAUUGAUUCAAUUGUGAUAGAUAUAGGACUUCCUUUUAUUGUAUCYAAAAAGAUUUAUUGUUUUUUUGAGAGCAUAGCAUUGAGAGCAAUUUAAUGUGGUAAUUAACAUUAAAACUGUUUCUUGUGUAAUCAAUAUUGCAUGUAUAUUUUGGCCAUAACACAUACAGCUAGGUAUAUUUUUUAUUGGAGGGGGCAUCAUCGAUAAAAAAUUGAACUUUUGUUGAGACCUGUGUUACUAGGUUUAAACCUUUUUAUUUUGAGUAGUAAUUAGAGCUAGUCCCUUCUUGUCUUACAUUGCUGCACCUCAAACCGUGAACACCAAACAAAAGUUUUUGACAAAUUUUAAUUGAUCUCUUUACCGCUAACCGAAUUUGUUUUGGCGCUUCACUUUAAUGUUUCGAUAUUGUUACAUUCUGCACCACGAACUCUGCCUAUCCAAACAUCAAGGUGAAGCACUGAUGCCUAAUUGGUUAACGGUAAAAAGCACAGUUAAAACUUGUCAAAAAAAUCUAAAACUUGUAGAAGUGUUCAAGKUACGGCUCUUAGCACUGUAAUAGGAGGGUCAUAAACUUCCAAGUAGUGAGUGAAAGGRAAAGAWGUACAACAAUUUUUWAAAAAGUUUACUGCAAAUUUACUUCACCYCUAAUAAAAUUACCUUCUCUAAGURCUUAUAACAAA
Molecule: messenger RNA, 2310 nt
Organism: Actinia tenebrosa (Australian red waratah sea anemone)
Lineage: Eukaryota; Metazoa; Cnidaria; Anthozoa; Actiniaria; Actiniidae
Product: cyclic AMP-responsive element-binding protein 1
Biological process (GO): regulation of transcription by RNA polymerase II
Cellular component (GO): transcription regulator complex; nucleus
Molecular function (GO): protein binding; DNA-binding transcription factor activity, RNA polymerase II-specific; RNA polymerase II cis-regulatory region sequence-specific DNA binding
Source: RefSeq, a predicted model, not a curated record